GGCCCCAGUACAGUGCGCGGCGGGCGCGAACCAUGAGGGCGAGGCUGCAACCGACGCUGCUGGUGCUGGCGCUGACGCUGCUGGCCCCGCGCUCGGCCAGCGGCCAGCGCUGCCAGCGCGAGCCGCCCGACCGUAACACGGCCAAGUCGGCCGGCGGCGGCGGCUUCCGCGUCAAGAUCAGCGGCAACCCCGACACCUACACGCCCGGCAACAUCUACACCGUGAAGCUGAUGGGCUGGCGCACACAGUACCUGUCGGAGAAGUUCACCGCCUUCAGCCUGGUGGCGCAGAACGAGCGCACGGGCGGCUCGGCGACGCGCGAGGCCGGCUCGUUCCGGUUAUUCGGCUACGGUCUGGCCAAGUUCGAUCCGCGCUGCCCCAGCAUGGUGACCCACACGUCCACCGUGCCCAAGACGGAGGCCGAGGUGCUCUGGAUGGCGCCGCCGCCCGGCGCCGGCUGCGUCGCCUUCAGGGCGGUGGUCGUGCGCUCCCGCUACGUCUGGUACAUGGACGACGAGGGCCUGACGCGCACGCUGUGUGAAGAGCGGCCCAGGACCGAGCAGCAGCCGCGGCCCCGCCCGCCGCGGGACCCUGCCCACACCUGCUGCGCCUGCGAUGAGGCCAAGUACCAGAUGAAGUUCAAGGGCCUCUGGUCGAGGGAGACCCACCCCAAGGACUUCCCGCGGAACGAGUGGCUCACCCACUUCAGCGACAUCCUGGUAGCAUCACACGUGCCGAGCGUGGCCAUGUGGAAGGAGGGGGAGGUCGCCUCGGACGGCCUCAAGCAGGUGGCCGAGUGGGGCUUCACGAGGAAGCUGGAGCAGGAGCUGAAGUCUAAGGGCAAGGCCCUGAGGUCGUUGGUGCGAGCCAAGGGGCUCUGGCAUCCCAACGUCCAGGGAAAUACAUCAACCGACUUCCGGGUGGACAAGCGACGACACCUGGUCUCCGCAGUCACGAUGAUAGGUCCAUCCCCGGACUGGAUUUUGGGAAUUUCCGGACUCGACCUGUGCCUCAAGAACUGCUCUUGGAUGGAGGAGAAGAUCAUUGACCUGGGACUGUACGACGCAGGAACCGACGGCGGCAUUACGUACUGAGGUGCGCCGAACGCGCCGCUCUCGCCGCGCCAGCCUGUGCGCGCCAUCACGGCCCGCUGGCCGGACGACGUGCGUGCGCCGUUCCACGGCGAGGCGGCGGCGCCGGUGGCGCGGCUGACGCUGACACGCACGCGGGUCGUGCCGCGGUCCUGCGACCACGAGCCGAGCGGCCAUGCGGCUGCCGGCGGGGCCGACGACCACCCGCAGGACGACAGGCCCGAGUGCAUGACGUCACCGUGGACCGACUGGUCGCAGUGCUCCGUGACCUGCGGAGAGGGUCUGAGCAUGCGCACACGCCAGUACAAGCUGCCGGCAAAGGCGCGUAUGAUGAACUGCAAACGACAGCUGGUCGAAAAGGUGCUGUGUGACGCUCCUGUGACGUGCGACGGCCGGCCGAAGCCCACGCGAGAGCGGUCUCCACUGGGCGACGAAGGCGGCCUGUGCGCCAUGACCACAUGGAGCCGGUGGUCGCCUUGCUCGGCCACCUGUGGCCAGGGCGUCAGGAUGCGUCGGCGGACGUACUUGGACCGCAUGGGACGGAAGAAGUGCUUCCACGACACCCAGGAGAAGGAGAAGUGCAUGGCCGCCCAGACCGAGUGCGCCGCAGAGGAGGAGGAGGUGGACAGUCAGUGUCCGGUGACCGAAUGGAGCGAGUGGUCGCCCUGCUCGGUCACCUGCGGCCGGGGACAGCGUGUCAAGGCCCGUCUCCUGAUCGUGCCAGAGCCGAUGCAGGCCAAGUGCCAGCACGUGCCGCUCAUGCAGAAGGGCUCCUGCGUGGCGGAGAGGGCCGAUUGCACCAUGAAUAUCAUGGAAGCCAAAGUGGUGUGUAUGACCGAGCCGAAGAAGGGACCUUGCCGGGGUAACUUCGCGCGCUGGUACUACGAGCCAAGGAAGGGCAUGUGUGUGCGGUUCGCCUACGGCGGCUGCCGCGGCAACAGGAACAACUUCGAGGACUUCGAGUCGUGCCAGAGCUCCUGCUCAGUGAUCCAGGGCGGCGGGCCGGCUGGGCCGGAACCCCCCACGCGGGCGGCAGCGGCUGAGAGAAUCGACUGCAUGGUCACGCCGUGGUCGCCCUGGAGCGAAUGCAGCGCCACCUGCGGCCGCGGACGUCAGCAGAAGAGCAGGAUGAUCAAGGUGCGGCCACAGAAUGGGGGUCUGCCGUGUCCCCGGCGCCUGGAGCGCUACCGACGGUGUCGCCACCUUUUGCCUUGCAACUGAACCAAGUGUCUACGGCCGUCGUGGAUCGUCCCAGGUCAUCGCUUUGUCGUCCUGACCUGCCCAAUGAUAGCCACUGAAGACCACCAGCGCCUUUCAAUGCAAGGAGUGUUAACCCUUCGAUGGCUUGCGGGCUAGACAAACAAGCGUGCGAUUUUGAAGCGCGGCGUCGCUAAAAUGUGCGUCUUGUGCGGUGUGCUGGAUCCGUCUGCAUCUGUUGCAGGCUUGCACACUCGCAGAUCGGACCGGUGGUCAGUUUGUAUUUAAUUAGUUAAGCGCUCACGUUCGACUGGCAGCGAGGCUACCAGUCACGGGGAAGACCUUGCUAAGCUGGAAAGCAGGGACUCUAUCGCUGCUUCUAUACAUGCAUUGUAUGUUCGUAUCACUUGUUUAUGAAAGCACUAACGAAGCUAUUUAGCUUAGCGCGUGAAAUCGCGGGUGAAAUCGCUCAUAGCUUGUGUAAUGCGUGCACACUGUUUUCUAUGCUGCUAACGCAUCAGGUAUUCCCCGCCAGAGCUAUUUUGUGGUGCAAAUGGAGGAUGUUGUCGGCACGUCGACCAACGGCAGAUGUACCAUACCAGGAAGCGACUGAGGCAAAUAGAACAGCUGAUCUAACGGAAUUAGCGAAAGGA
This is a messenger RNA of Pollicipes pollicipes, 2941 nucleotides long. Its product is annotated as spondin-1-like. Gene Ontology annotation, cellular component: extracellular matrix. Gene Ontology annotation, molecular function: serine-type endopeptidase inhibitor activity. NCBI's taxonomy places the organism in Eukaryota, Metazoa, Arthropoda, Thecostraca, Pollicipedomorpha, Pollicipedidae. The transcript has 14 exons. The record is from RefSeq and is a predicted model, not a curated record. Gene Ontology annotation, biological process: cell adhesion.